Loa loa (African eye worm) is the source of this 2973-nucleotide messenger RNA. RefSeq names its product CPSF A subunit region family protein. The coding region runs from base 1 to 2973 and encodes 990 amino acids. Gene Ontology annotation, cellular component: nucleus; mRNA cleavage and polyadenylation specificity factor complex. The transcript has 20 exons. Lineage: Eukaryota; Metazoa; Nematoda; Chromadorea; Rhabditida; Onchocercidae. Gene Ontology annotation, molecular function: protein binding. The record is from RefSeq and is a predicted model, not a curated record.
AUGUACGCAAUUCUUCAUGAAACGGAUGAUUCAACCGCGGUGAAUUUUAGUGAAUGUGGGAAAUUCUUCCCAGAAAAAGGCUUACAAAUAGUUACUGUAGGUGUUAAAUAUUUACAAAUUUUCCGCGCCAAUCCAUAUGCUUUAUUAUUGAAAGAUGAGCAACAAUGGGCCCAGACAACAAGAUUGGAAUGUUUACUAGCCGUACGAUUAUUAGCACCCGUACAGUCAUUUGCUAUUGCUAGAAUUCCACAGAAUCCAGAUUGUGACAGUCUUUUGCUUGGAUUUGAUGAUGCAAAACUUUCUAUUGUUGGUGUAAAUCCAGCCGAUCGAUCUUUGAAAACAAUUUCGUUACAUUGCUUCGAAGAUGAAUUGCUGAAAGAUGGAUUUACGAAGAAUUUACCUCGUCCAGUUAUUCGUGUUGAUCCAGGUCAACGGUGCGCCGCCAUGCUUGUUUUUGGCAGAUACCUUGCUGUACUACCAUUCAAUGAUUCAGGUGCCCAAUUACAUUCUUAUACGGUUCAGCUUUCCCAAAUUGAUUCCCGUUUGGUUAAUGUGGUGGAUAUGGUUUUCCUGGAUGGUUACUACGAGCCAACAUUAUUAUUCCUUUAUGAACCCGUUCAAACCACUUGUGGACGAGCUUGUGUACGUUACGAUACCAUGUGUGUAUUGGGUGUCUCAUUAAAUGUUAAAGAACAAGUUCUUGCUUCGGUAUGGCAGUUGACCAAUUUACCAAUGGAUUGUAAUCAGAUCCUUGCAAUUCCACGACCAGUCGGUGGAAUUUUGCUAGUUGCUACAAAUGAACUCAUCUAUUUAAAUCAAUCCGUCCCUCCAUGUGGCAUAUCACUUAACAGCUGCAUGGAUGGUUUCACUAAAUUUCCACUAAGGGAUUUCAAGCAUAUGGUUCUAACACUAGACGGCUGUGUUGUGACCGUUAUCUCUACAAAUAAGAUUUUACUAUGUGAUCGCAAUGGACGAUUGUUUACACUGGUUUUAGUUACGGACGCUACGAAUUCGGUCAAGUCACUGGAGUUGAAGUUCCAGUUUAAGACGGUAAUCCCGUGCACGAUGACUUCCUGUGCACCCGGCUAUCUCUUCAUUGGCUCUCGUCUUUGUGACUCCGUGUUUCUACAUUGUAUUUUUGAACAAUCUACGUUAGAUGAAUCUGCUCCGAAGAAAAUAAAGUUGAACACUGAACUUAAUGCGAAUGAAGAUGAAGAUUUCGAGCUUUAUGGAGAAGUGCUUCCGAAGGUUGCAAAGCCGGAUUCAGCAGAAGAACUAUUGAAUAUUCGUGUGCUUGAUAAAUUGCUUAAUGUCGGUCCUUGCAAGAAAAUAACUGGUGGUUGUCCGAGUAUCAGUGCCUACUUUCAGGAAGUAACUCGAAAAGAUCCACUUUUUGAUUUGGUGUGUGCCUGUGGGCAUGGGAAAUUUGGAAGCAUUUGCAUAUUUCAAAGAAGCGUUCGUCCCGAAAUCGUUACAAGUAGCAGUAUUGAGGGAGUUGUGCAGUACUGGGCUGUUGGGCGCCGUGAGGAUGAUACUCACAUGUACUUUAUCGCUUCAAAAGAGUUGGGAACAUUGGCAUUGGAAACAGAUAAUGAUUUGGUUGAAUUAGAAGCACCGAUAUUUGCGACCUCAGAGCCAACCAUUGCUGCUGGUGAAUUAGCCGAUGGUGGUCUUGCUGUUCAGGUGACCACCUCAAGUUUAGUAAUGGUUGCAGAAGGGCAGCAAAUUCAGCAUAUACCGCUUCAGUUGACGUUUCCAGUGCGAAGUGCUUCCAUUGUGGAUCCAUACAUUGCAAUAUGUACGCAAAAUGGGAGAUUAUUAAUGUAUGAAUUAACCAGUCAUCCGCACGUGCAUCUAAAAGAAAUCGAUAUUUCGAAAAGACUGCGUCAUGAAACGUCGCCAAUAACAUCCUUAUCAAUUUAUCGUGAUAUGAGCAGCAUUAUUCGAUUUUGUUCUGCAGCAAACAUCUCUCAACAGCAGCAAACAACUGGCGCUAAUGUGCAGAUUCCAGAGCAUGAAGAUUUUGAGGAUGUGGAUGAUUUGCUGUUGUACGGGGAUUCCAAGAAAUCUAAAAAAGAAACGGUAUCCAAACGGAGAAUCGUUGGAAUGAAGUUAACGGAGCAAAACACUUAUUUUGAUACCGAUGUUAUUGAUCCAAAUACGAUUGUGCCAUCACAUUGGAUUGCAAUUGCGCGUGAAAAUGGAAACAUGUACAUAUAUUCUAUACCGGAACUGCACUUAGUUUAUAUGGUUAAGAAAAUUAGUCAUUUGCCAGACAUUGCUACAGAUCAACCUUAUGUUGAUGAUGAGCCAGCUACGGCAGAAAGUAUCGAUACAAUGUCCGCAACAAUGACUGAUACAUUUGCUGCAAAACCGGAAGAAGUGAUUAUGGAAUUGCUUAUGGUUGGAAUGGGAAUGAAUCAGGGACGUCCAAUGCUUUUUUUGCUUAUUGAUGAUACGGUUUCCGUAUACGAAAUGUUUACUUACAAUAACGGUAUUCAAGGACAUCUUGCCGUACGAUUCAAGCGACUUCCAUACACAGUUGUAACCAGGUCAUGCCGUUUCCAAGGUUUGGAUGGCCGAGCAGCGGUUGAGUCAGUUCGAGAUGCUGUUAGACACAAAACUGUUUUGCAUUUCUUUGAGCGAAUUGGCAAUGUGUUAAAUGGUGUCUUUAUUUGUUCGUCGUAUCCGUGUAUUUUCUUCCUUGAAACUGGUGUACCGCGUCUUCAUCCGGUCAAUCUUGACGGGCCUAUAUUAUCGUUUACUACUUUCAACAACGCUGCUUGUCCAAAUGGAUUCAUUUAUUUGACAGAACGAGAGCGACUUAUGCGUGUAGCAAAGUUACCGAACGAUAUGAUACUUGACACAUCAUAUCCAGUUAAAAGGAUAGAUGUUGGAGCCAGUGUUCAUAGUGUUACAUAUUUGCUGCAUUCAAAUACGUACGCUGUGCUGACAAGUGAGAAAAAAAGGUAA